GGGCCACCUAGGGGAAGGAGAGGUGGGGCUUCUAGAGGCGGAAAGGCAGGACCCGCAAGGAAGAGGAGGGAGCCGCCAGGGGGCGAGGUAAAGAAAAUGAAGUUUGCAAAGGCUGAGAGAAAAGGAUUCACAGCUAUAAAAUGGAGGGUGACAUUUGAAACCCCAGUCUUCUGACUGCACAUCCUUUGUUUUAAGACAGUACAUAUUAAGGAAGAAAGUAAAUUAAAUCAUUGCCAAAAUAUUAGUAACUUCAGUAAAUUUACUUCAGGCUGAAGCUUAAAGGUUAUCACUUAACCAAUCUACCAUUAUCAAAUUUUUUUUAAACUGUGAAACAAAAAGUAUGUUACUUUAUGCUAUCACAUCAUAUUCUUUAAAAAAAAAAAACAAACACGCUAUUUUCCUGUUUUUCCUCCUUUUGGUUUAUUUCAAGCUUUCUUCAUAUUUGAACUUUAUCACUAAUCAUUUGAUACAAAGAGGGUUCCCUUUCUACAAACAUUAUACGUAUAAUAAUAAAAGCCCUCAAGUGGGCUUCUAGACAGUGGGGUCAGAAUUACACUCAGUUUACGCAUGAGAUCAACUCGAUAAGGUCAAAUGUCCGAAUCCAGGCGUCAGAAGUAGUUUUUCCUAUUCUAAAUCCAACGCUAAGAUUAUAUAGACGAGGCUGCUGAAAAUUAAGAAUGAGAAACUACUACUAAUCACAGUAAAAGAUAUUUAAAAAGGAAAAGCAUGGGAAGUCUUGAAAAUACUGUAAUUUUUAAGAAACGUGGAUUGCUCCUGACGGCUCAAACACUCAAAAGACGGGCUUUAGAGGAAACCCAAACCCAGUAAACGCGCCGCACUGAACGGCAAAUCCCACGGGAACCACUGGCCUCCCACGUGUCUCUCAGGAAAUGCACAAAACGAAGGAAAAAGAAAGCCAAAGGGAGUUGGGUGAAAGGUUUAAAACAGCAGAUAGGGAUUCACAGGGAGAUGGAGGGCACACGAAGCCUGGGGUGGGCAAGAGAGAACUCGCAGAGCAUCUGGCAGGCGCCGAGGACGGAGAAGAGGCCUGGAAGCAAAGCAGGGGGAGGCUUUCAUCUGGAGAGCGGGCGGCCAACGGGCCCCACCCAGUGGAUCUGCUUCUCAGGCAGCGCACCGAGUUCCCGCGAGGAUCAAUGACCCGACGGGGCGCCGGAGCCGCUCUGCUCUCGUGUGGCCUGGGUCAGUGGUGAGCGCGGUGCUCCGCGGACCGGAGGCCGGGCCGAAGGGCCGCAGUCUCCCGCGGCGGAGUGAGGUGAAGGCGGCCGAGCAGGAGCCGGCGGCGGCGCUUGUACGGCGCCUGCGGGGGGAAGGGCAGUUCCGGGCCGGGCCGCGCCUCAGCAGGGCGGCGGCUCUCCCAACGCAGACUCAGGCCGCGGCGACGGGAGGAAUCAAGUUGUGUGGUCGGUGAUGCCCGAGUGAGCUACGGGCCCGGGCCUCUGCCCUGAGGAGGCAACUCCCACGCAGGCCGCACGGGCCCCCUCGCGACUGGGAAGCUCCGUUUCGGUUUCGCGGCGGCGGCGGCGUUGUUGGAGGGGACCCGGGACACCUGAAUGCCCCCGGCCCCGGUUCCUCCGAAGCGAUGGGGAAGGUGCUAUCUAAGAUCUUCGGGAACAAGGAAAUGCGAAUCCUCAUGUUGGGCCUGGACGCGGCCGGCAAGACAACCAUCCUGUACAAGUUGAAGCUGGGCCAGUCGGUGACCACCAUCCCCACCGUGGGUUUCAACGUGGAGACGGUGACUUACAAAAACGUCAAGUUCAACGUAUGGGAUGUGGGCGGCCAGGACAAGAUCCGGCCGCUCUGGCGGCAUUACUACACCGGGACCCAGGGUCUGAUCUUCGUAGUGGACUGCGCCGACCGCGACCGCAUAGACGAGGCCCGCCAGGAGCUACACCGCAUUAUCAAUGACCGGGAGAUGAGGGACGCCAUAAUCCUCAUCUUCGCCAACAAGCAGGACCUGCCUGAUGCCAUGAAACCCCACGAGAUCCAGGAGAAACUGGGCCUGACCCGGAUUCGGGACAGGAACUGGUAUGUGCAGCCCUCCUGUGCCACCUCGGGGGACGGACUCUAUGAGGGGCUCACAUGGUUAACCUCUAACUACAAAUCCUAAUGAGCAUUCUCCACCCAUCCCCCAGAAGGAGAGAAAUCAAAAACCCAUUCAUAGGAUUAUCGCCACCAUCACCUCUUUGAAUUGCCACUUUCUCUUCUUUUGAAUUUGAACUUUGGAGUUACAGUUCUACGGUUUGGGGGAGGGGGUUAGGGGGUUUCUUUUUUGUUUCUUUUCUUUUUCUUUCUUUCUUUUUUUUUUUUUGGCUUUGCGUUAGGAUGCUCUGAGCUGACUUUUGACACGAACACAAAGUACUUAGAUACUCUCGUUGACUUCCAGCAAAUGGGAUGGGGGAAAUACAGCAGUUCUUGAUAAAUUCCUUUAUAAUAAUGGUUUGAUUUUUUUAUUUCGAGAGAAUCUUCUUUUCCAAUGUAUGCUUUUUUCCUUUUUGCCCAGUUUCCUUAUCACUUGCUGUAGAUGGCUUAUUUUGCAUUCAUGCAGACUAUGUUGCAAGUCUGUUUCAUCUAGUAAACUGAAAAUUAUUGCUUAAUCAAACUGCCGUUUGUCUUUUAUAUUUAAGGCCUUUUCCCCCUCCCUUAUGAAUUCCAACUUAGUAAAUUCAAAUGUGACCUUUUAUAUCUAAGACCAGUAUAGUAAACUUAGCCCACAGGGGCAAAUAAUGAGUAAUAUCAUUGUAAUAUGUUCCAGUUGCACAUCAGUAUGUUAAAACAGGUAAUGUAAGUUCUUUGAAAUGUCAGCUUUUAAGUUCUGAAACAUACAUCAUGCAUGAGUAAGGAUAAAACUCAAGUUCCCCUUUACAGAGCUAACUUACAGUGCAUAAAAAUAUGAAAAUGUAACCAGUCAAGGACACAGAUUUUUUUUUUCACUGCAAAGUUAGCAACUUUGCUGUGUUUUCCCUCUUUUUUAACUUUAAAAACAGACUCUUCCAGAAAAUGGAGCAAUAAUGUUGUAUGCCAUAUACAAAAGAAAUAUUUGUAGAUAUUUUAAGUGACUUUUGGGCAAAACUGGAAUAUAUCUUUUACUAUGUUUCAAAUGUCUAAGACCAAUCAUAUUAAAAUUACCAGAAUGUUUACUUUGUUCAUUAAUAAAGCAUUUAACAAUUCAAGUUAUAUGCACCUUUUACCUAGUUGGAAAGAAAAACAUUCCUGUUUCCACAUUACAGCAACUGAAUAAGCUGAAGAUAUCUUUUUUUAAUAGACGAGUGAUUCUUAUCUCCAUUAAUUAGAACACUGGAAAAGAUGUUUUAUAAGAAAGGUAUUCUUUUUGAUUGUAGGAUUAACUCAUGCAAAUAGUCAGAUAUCCUGUUGGUUCAAUGAUACACCAUCUCCUUUAAGGAAGGAAAUGUGAGAUGAAUGAAUGAUGUGUAGACUUGAAGAAUGACAAAGGGGAAGUAGGAUGUAGAGAAAGAACCUACAGAUGACAAUGAAUGUAAACUUAUUCAAGGGUAAGCAGUGUGCUCACUGGUGAUAUCCAGAUCUUAACAAGAUGACUUGCUUAGCUGGUUAGGACCAGUAACAAGAUUAUUGAGACCACUAUGGUAAUACUUUGAACCAAAUGUUAAUGCUUGAUACAGAAUUGUGUGUAACAGCAUCUGGUUCUUAUAUAGCCUUAAGGAUUAAUUUUAGAGAUCCUCAAGGAAUUAGGGUAUUUCACAAAUGUAGACUGCAAUGGCAGCAUACAGGAAAAGGCCGAGUGGGUUUUGUUUAUGAGGGUAUCUGAAAACUAAAAUUGAGCGGGAUGUCAUGGUAUAUGAUUGGACAGUAUUGGUCCUUCAUGUUUUGGCCAUAUUGUAUAACGGAGCUUUUACCAAAGAUGUUUGAGCAACAUAAGGCUAUAAAAAAGUAACUUCAAACUUUUGACAAACAUUUUACUUAAAGUAGAGGAGAAAAGGUGCUAUGUUGUAGGCUCCUGAUGGUGCAGAGGGAUUUUUGAAUUCAAAAUGCAACUAAAGUAUAAAGUUCAGUUUCACUUUAGUAGAAGCAUCUCUAGAAAUGAAGCUGAUAUAUCUAAACAUUUUAGCUGCUUUUAAAAUUCCCAGUUUCAUCAUAAAUUUAGUGUUUUAAAUGAUUACUUAUUAAGGUACAUAAACAUGGAUUAUACAAAUAUCAAUGUUAUAGUAACAUCCUGAAACAAGACAAGCACAAAGGUAUUAAUGCCUAAACUGGAGGAAACUUGAAACCCUCAUGUAAUUCUUAAAUGUAGUAUUCUAACUUGUGACAGACAAAUUGGUAGGCAGCCAUUUUUUUGUGUCUUAAAAAAAACUGGGGGCAUAGUUAAAAUUUUAUACAUCAAGUGAUUGCUAUGGAAUGUAGCAGGUGAGAUGUUAUUUUUAGUUUAUUUGAAAUGUCUAACUGAAGGUUGGGGGAGGGGGGAGCAAAUAUUUGAAAUUUGGAAAACCCUAAACAUUUGGGUAAGAAACUGUAAUUUUCACUUAUAUUUUCUUUAAGGAUAUAAAAGGUUGAUAAUUGAUAAAUUGAACCAUAACCAUUGGUGAUCAUGGAGCAGGUAAUUAUAGCCUGCAGAAAAAGUUAUAAUCUUAAGAAUUUAAGAAAUAAGAUCCUGAAGUUUUUGUUUAAUUGCAUCAAUUUCUGUAUUUUCUGUGAAUUUAUAAACUGCAGUAAGUUUUGAAUGAGGUUGAUCUUGUCUAAUAUAAGUAAAUGAGUCUGUAGACUGUGAUCUCCCCAAACUAAAAAGUACAGUACUUGGAAUUGUGUUCUUCAUGGUUGUAGUGUUGGUAAAGCACUAAUAUGCAGAAAAUAAAGGAAUUACACAGUGCA
Molecule: messenger RNA, 4863 nt
Organism: Sus scrofa (pig)
Lineage: Eukaryota; Metazoa; Chordata; Mammalia; Artiodactyla; Suidae
Gene: ARF6
Product: ADP ribosylation factor 6
Molecular function (GO): GTP binding; GTPase activity
Source: RefSeq, a predicted model, not a curated record